CCUUGCGCUUGCGCAGCAGGCAGCGAAACCACUGAGCUAAAUCCCCGGUCUAACCUCUAUUCUGACUCCUAGCACAGCAUUGUGCACUGCUUCGAAUCGAUAAAAGGAAGCGAUUUCCUUUGGGUCAGCAGGCUGGGGAUGAGACGCAGCGGCCUAGGAGCCCCCUCCACCCCGCGUCCCACGUGCAAAGCGGCAGCACACUCUAAAACCAGACCUGGGCAUAGCGCGACCUCAGGCUUUACCAGACGGAAGGGCGGGGGUCGCCUGCCCAGACUUAGAGCAGGAGGGUGCACCACUCAUCAGAUUUCACAACCAAGUACCUCGGAGGGAAUUUGGGGACCGAAGGAGGCAUCAUCGGAGAAUGCCGCCUCCCAGUUCCUGGAGCACGAAGAGGCCAAAGGGAUCCCUGCAGCCCCGCAGGCGGAGUGUAAAUACACACAUCUCAUUCCGCACGACGGUUGCGUCAUCGCCGAAGCCUGCGAACGCCUCCCCGCGCGGCGCGCACUUUAGCGAGGAGCCCUGGCACCGCCCCCUCCCGCGCCUGGCUCCUCCUCCUCCGAGCCCUCCACCGCCCUCGCGGGGACUCGCCGGGGGCGGGGACAGCCGCCGGCCCCUCCCCGCGGCCGCCCUCCGCGAAGUUGCUGUCUCCCCCGGGCCGGCCGGUCUUAUGAUCCGGCUGAGCCUCCCGGGGAGGCCGGGCCGCGGAGAGGGCGCGGGCGCCGGGGAAAGCGGGCGCGCGGGCGUGGGGACCGGGACCGGCGAGGGGACCCGGGCGGCAGCGACCGAGGCGGAGGCGGCGGCGGCUGCGCUCCGAGCCCGUUGCUCCCUGCCCUCCCCUCCGGCGCGCUGGGGCUGA
Molecule: messenger RNA, 856 nt
Organism: Heterocephalus glaber (naked mole-rat)
Lineage: Eukaryota; Metazoa; Chordata; Mammalia; Rodentia; Bathyergidae
Source: RefSeq, a predicted model, not a curated record